UUAAACAACAAAAAAUGGAAACACAGCCCCUUUCAGAUAAAGAAAAAUUUCACUUAAUUUCUUUAAUUCGUGACAAGCCAACUAUUUGGGAUUCUUCACAUGGAUUAUCUUGGAAAAAUAAACAUGACGAAUUUAAUUCACUUGUUGAUGAUAUGUCUAAAGAAUUUAAACGGGAAUUUACAGGUUUUUCAUAA
This is a messenger RNA of Meloidogyne enterolobii, 194 nucleotides long. NCBI's taxonomy places the organism in Eukaryota, Metazoa, Nematoda, Chromadorea, Rhabditida, Meloidogynidae. The record is from the annotation of a GenBank genome assembly.